AUGGCGCCUAGAAUGCAUGUUCGUGUUCACUUCAUCAAGGUGACGAACUACUUUCAGGAGGCAGAAUUAUACAGAGCCACCACAGGCGAGGAAACUCAAGAGGGGCUUAUUCUGAAUAUUCUUGCUCCCAGUUUUCUUCCAUUCACCACCAACUACUUACUAAAUAAACUGAAGUACGAAAUGACUCAACUCAUGAACGAGCUUCAAAUGUUUGAUGGUAUCAAUGGUGGGCCAAGAAAGGGACAUGACAAGAAGACUACUGUUGCUACUGAGGUUGCUCUUGGAGAAGCUAACUUAGCUUCAAUCUCGAAGAACAACAAGAGGAAUAAGAGAAAUAACAAGAAGGGCAAGACCAUAACUACUGCAAAACCAGCUGGCGGUGCUGCAAAAUCUACUGGAGAAAAAAUGGUGCCAUCUCCUUCGCCUCCUCUGUCUGUGUCAACGACACCUCUUUCUGAUCCAGCAGCUGCCACAUCUGUUGGAAAGUCCUGCAAAUCUAAGGCAUGCAAGAAGGUGUUUUCGCUCUCUCAUGAACAUCCUAUGGUGUUUCCAGAUAUCUCUGCUGACAUAGUUGCACCACCAUCUGAAGUGGUGGUGCCCUCUCGAUCCAAGGACCAUUCUCCUCUUCCUUUUGAUUCGUCUUUGGAGGCUAGGGCAAAAUCGAAAUCUGUUUCAUCCUCUUCCAAAGUUGCUGCUGCUGGGCUACUCAAAUUGCCCUUGAAGCCGAGUCAGUCCAAGAAAAACUCUGUGACUCCCAAAAGGAAAUUGGGGUCGGACGCAUCUCUUUCUCCCUUGUCUGCUGCCAAGAAAAAAUUGAAAGCUCAUCCCCCUUCAUUGUCUUCCUCCGAAUCUGAUCCUGAGGAAGAAAAGUCAGAAUCUGAAGCAACCCAUGAUACCACAUUGUCUGAUGAAACGCUUCCUGAAAAUGCAGAAUCAGAGGCUGAGUCUGAUGAGCCCGAAGAAGAAGACAUUGUCCCCUCUGAACAAGAAGCCGAAUCUGACUCAGAAAAAAUUGCAUCUCCUUUGACAUCCAAAGCUAAAGGGAAGAAACCUAUUUCUGGUUCUACACCUUCUCCAAAACGUUCAGGUGUAAAUUUCAAACCUUAUUCUUCCAUUUUUUGCUAUAAUGAUAAUGCACGUGAUAUGGUUCUAUAUGCUCAAAGGAAAUUUAUCAUUGAAAGAAAUUAUGUCUUAAGUGAUCAUCGUCCUUUUGGUGUGCUAACAAUGCUUCAAGAUCGACAAUGGACAGGUUCUUUGGUUAAAUUUUCUGGUUUUGUGGAUAGAAUAGUCAAGGAAUUCUAUGCCAAUCUUACUAAUGAAAUUAUUGAACCUUCAUCUCCUCUGUAUAACAAAGUGUUUGUUAGGGGCCAUUGGUUCUCUUUUUCUCCUCAAGACAUUGCUCUUGCUUUGCAUCUUCCCCUUGAUGUCAAGGAUGAUGUUGAUGGUGCCUCUCUUAACAAGGACAUGGUUAUCACUGAGUUGGUAGGUCAAAAAAUGGUAUGGCCAUCUAAUACAGUCAUCUCGGUCUCCAAUCUCACCUACACUUAUGCUGUUCUCCAUAAGUUUGCCACAACAAAUUGGAAGCCCACUUCUCACACCGCCACUAUCUCUAUUGAUAUGGCAUCAUUUUUGUACAAGGUGGGGACCGGCAUUGGUAUAAAUUUGGCUUCGGUUAUUCAUGAUCAAAUCAUUGGGUUUCGCAAAGGUAACAGGCAGAAAAAAGAUCUCCAACGUGAUCAAGAAGACUUGGUGGCACCCACUACUGCUGCUUCCUACAAGGCCUCUGCCCCUCCUACUGAAGCCACUGCUGCUCCGUCCUCCAAGAAAGUCAAGCCCCAAUCUCUGAAGAUUGCCUCGGAUGACAUUCCUCAUGCCUCCUCCUCUGUUGCCACAGAUUCAGGACUUGUUGCAACAGAAAUAGCUGCUGUUCGAGCCUCUAUUGAUUCUUUGACUACUCGAGUGAUGUCAAUUGAAGGACUGCAACGUUUUGUGUUGGAGGUUGUUCAAUCUCUGUCCAAAGAUCCAGUUGUUUAG
Molecule: messenger RNA, 2034 nt
Organism: Humulus lupulus (European hop)
Lineage: Eukaryota; Viridiplantae; Streptophyta; Magnoliopsida; Rosales; Cannabaceae
Exons: 4
Coding region: 1-2034 (677 amino acids)
Source: RefSeq, a predicted model, not a curated record